Messenger RNA from Nematolebias whitei (Rio pearlfish), 1482 nucleotides. RefSeq names its product cytochrome P450 26A1 (gene cyp26a1). Gene Ontology annotation, biological process: sterol metabolic process. The transcript is spliced from 7 exons. NCBI's taxonomy places the organism in Eukaryota, Metazoa, Chordata, Actinopteri, Cyprinodontiformes, Rivulidae. The record is from RefSeq and is a predicted model, not a curated record. The coding region runs from base 1 to 1482 and encodes 493 amino acids. Gene Ontology annotation, molecular function: heme binding; monooxygenase activity; oxidoreductase activity, acting on paired donors, with incorporation or reduction of molecular oxygen.
AUGGCUCUGAGCGCGCUGCUGGCCUCCGUCCUCUGCACCACCGUGCUGCCGGUCCUGCUCCUCCUGGUGGCGCUGAGGCUCUGGGAACUCUACUGGGUCCGGGGCCGAGACCCGGACUGUCCCAGCCCGCUCCCCCCCGGCUCGAUGGGCUUCCCCUUCCUGGGGGAGACGCUGCAGCUCCUCCUGCAGAGGAGGAAGUUCCUGCAGGUGAAGAGACGGAGGUACGGCUUCAUCUACCGGACCCACCUGUUCGGGUCUCCCACGGUGCGCGUGACCGGGGCGGACAACGUCAGGCACCUCCUCCUGGGCGAGCACCGGCUCGUGUCCGCGCAGUGGCCCGCCUCGGUCCGGACCAUCCUGGGCCCAGACACGCUGUCCAACAUGCACGGGUCCCAGCACAAGACCAAGAAAAAGGCCAUCAUGAAGGCCUUCUCCAGAGACUCCCUGCAGCUCUACAUCCCCGAGAUCCAGGAGGAGGUGCGGGCGGCAGUGGCGCAGUGGCUGCUGAAGGACUCGUGCGUGCUCGUGUACCCAGAGAUGAAGCGGCUGAUGUUCCGCAUCGCCAUGAGGAUCCUGCUGGGCUUCGAACCCGAGCAGGUCCGGACCGACGAGCAGCAGCUGGUGGAAGCUUUCGAGGAGAUGAUCAAGAAUCUGUUUUCUCUGCCCAUCGACGUUCCUUUCAGCGGACUGUACAGAGGUCUCAAGGCCAGAAACUUCAUCCACUCCAAGAUCGAGGAGAACAUCAAGAAGAAGCUGCAGGAGUGCGAGCAGGGCUUCAAACGCAGAGACGCGCUGCAGCAGCUCAUCGACAGCAGCGAGGACAGCCAGAGGCCUUUCAGCAUGCAGGCCAUCAAAGAGUCUGCUACAGAGCUGCUGUUUGGGGGGCACGAGACCACCGCCAGCACAGCCACAUCUCUCAUCAUGUUUUUAGGCCUGAACCCUGAAGUGGUGGACAAAGUGAGGCAGGAGUUACUGGAGAAGGAGGAGCAGGGCUUGGAUCUCCAGAACCUAAGCCUGGAGUGUUUGGAGCAGCUUCAGUACGCCGGCUGCGUCAUCAAAGAAACGUUAAGGAUCAACCCUCCUGUCCCCGGAGGCUUCAGAGUGGCUCUGAAAACGUUCCAGCUCAACGGGUACCAGAUUCCUAAAGGCUGGAACGUCAUCUACAGCAUCUGCGACACUCACGACGUGGCCGAGGUUUUCCCCAACAAAGAAGACUUCGAGCCGCAGCGCUUCAUGAGCCGGCCCUCGGCCGACUCGUCCAGGUUUCACUACAUCCCUUUUGGCGGCGGCUCCAGGAUGUGCGUGGGGAAAGAGUUUGCCAAGGUCCUGCUGAAGAUCUUCUUGGUAGAAGUGGUAACAAAGUGUCACUGGACACUCUUAAAUGGACCUCCCACCAUGAAAACAGGACCGACCGUCUAUCCCGUGGACAACCUGCCAACAAAGUUCACCAGCUGCGUGCACAAUACGGCUAACGUUUACUGA